Molecule: messenger RNA, 2170 nt
Organism: Drosophila rhopaloa
Lineage: Eukaryota; Metazoa; Arthropoda; Insecta; Diptera; Drosophilidae
Gene: comm3
Exons: 3
Coding region: 776-2044 (422 amino acids)
Biological process (GO): axon guidance
Source: RefSeq, a predicted model, not a curated record
AUUCGCGGUCGCAGUCGACGUUCCGCUGUCACCGCUGGCGGCAGUUAACUUCUCGCUGUUAACGUGGCUAUAAUUGCAAGACGCAAGAAAGCAGUUUUAAUUGUUGUAAACAAGCGCGCGAGUUCGGUUCAUUCGGCAACACAAAAUCAAACGAACAGAAGUUCUCCGCGAGUUGUUCAAUCGUUUGUUAUUGUUGAUAAGGGCGGUGAAAUUAAAUUAAAAAAUCUCCAACAAGUGCCGCCAAUUAUUUAAAUUCCGCCAAUAAAAAAGCAACAAAAAAAAGAAAAAAUAUAAAAUUUUAAAAAGUGAAAAUUGAAUGCAAAUAGGAAAGAUUUGUGGGCGUUGUCUAUAAAAACAAAUCAGCAAACAGUAAAAAUAUAUAUGAAAAAAAGGAGAGCCUUAAUGCCAACGAUCAAUAUUUGAACAGCAAAUCAGCAAUGAGAGCGGCCUGUAUCUGCGAGUUACGAUUUUCAACAAAAACUGUACGAGAUGCGUGAGGCGAAUUAACACCGAUGCGUUAACACAAUUAGUUGAAAAGUGAAAAACGGCAUAAAGUAGAGGCAGGAGAUUAAAUAAAAUAAAAUCUAUAUGCCAUUCGGGAGUGCCGACAAAAAGCGGGCCAGCAAAUUUGCAGCUUUACACUCGACGGGCGUUUUCAGUCGCGCAAUGAAGCUCUAGCAUCGCGGCUGAAUCGAAGAAAAUAAAAACACGUGUACCAAAAACCAAAUAAAACCCAAGUGAUACAAAAACCCAACAAAACAUUGAGUUCUAAACGAUGUCUGAUUUAUUGAAAGCGCUGAAUAUCACGGGCAACCUGCUGGCAGGCCUCGAAGACACCGGCAAUCUAACGAUUGCAACUGCAACUGCCACAGCGACCACAUUGAGUGAAGGCCUCAAUGGCACGGCAACGACCUUGGAUGCCACAGCGGCCAAUAGUGGCGAAAAACUCGAUCUUGGCGGUUUCGAUCUGCCGGGGAACUACUCCAUACUGAUUAACAAACUCGAGCAGCUGGCCUUGGGUCUGGAUUCGGCCCUGGGCAAUUUCACCAUCGAUCGCCAGGAGGUCGAGAUCAACUUGAGUGGCGCCGCGACCGCGAAUGAUGUCGCCGAUGUGGCCGACGACCUCUUUGAUGUGCUGCCGGCUGCUCGGGCUCCUCCGCCACAUAUAGCCCACGGAUCAAGGAUAUAUACGGGCGACGAUGGCCAGGACUUUGCCCAUGUGGUCAGCGAUAUCUGGAUUGGAGUCAUCCUCACACUGCUCAUCGUCUUUGUGAUUUUCUUCAUUUGCGCGUGCUUCGUGUACCACAAGUUCCAGCAGUGGAAGAAUUCAUACCGUGCCAAUCACAGUGAUCCGACGAUUGAGAUCUGCCGCCGCUGUCCGCCGGACUACGAGGCGGAGUCGCUGCCCUCGUACACGAUUGUGUCCGGACUGCCCACCUACGACGAUGCUUUGGAGGAGUUCCGGAAGGCGGGCAUAAUCCUGACCCCCGCCGUGGUGCCCAUCAUCAAGAUAUUCGAGUGCAACGAGAACGGCAAGGAGCAAGCGGUCGGCUACAGCCUGGUGGAGACGAACAUCCCGAGUGGGGAUGGGGGAGCGGACAACAUUUCGAUAGCCUCCACCACCUGCAACUGCGGCAACUCCUCGCCCACCGCAUCGCUGCCCAGCUACAGUGCCGCCACGGCCGCUGCCUUGGCCGCGGCGGCGGCUGCUCCUCCCCAGGUGAUCGAACUCUCGCCGGAGCACCUGGCCUCCUUGUCCCAGAAGCGCCUCUCCCUGCAGAUCUCAUUCAACAACUCGGUGCGCCGGCAGUCGCCGCUCAGGAAUCACUUGCUGCGGUCCCGGGCGGUGGGAAAUACCGCCGGAGUGGGGCCGUCGGAGGCGGUGGGACCCGUGGCCGUCCACGGGUCAGGGGGUCACGGAGGUCACGGAGCCGCCGUCCUGCCCAUCCUGCACCGCUCCACCUCGACCAUUUCACUCUCCAACGAACGCCAGUUGCUGGAUCAACGCCUCAGGCACUUGCAUCAUCGCGGUUCCCUCUACUAGGGAACCCAGAUUGAGCAUCCCAACUGCCUGACUAUUCCUUCCUAAAGUGUAUUCCUUACGUUAUCCAUAUCCCAAGAGUUGUUAGUUUUAAGACACAGACACAAUAAACAUACGUUAUUUUAUGAA